UCCUCUUUCCCUCUCUGUUUCUGUGAUUCUCCUAAAGGUAUUCAAACGUCUGUAAAAAGGCUUGAAGGCCAGAGGACUCAGGACGGGUAUGCAGGGUGAACCAGAGCGCCGUCUCCUGGUGACUGAGGCUAUAUCUGAGUUGGAUUUAUGGAAUGCAGCUGUUGAGUGUCUGACAGACGUGUGAGAGGCUCAAACAGUCUGUCAAACACAAGCUGUGCUACAAGCUCAACUCUCCUUUCUGUUUGUAGGAAAGGACUUCUGUGCUUCAACACAACGUGGCUGUGUGGACUCCAGUCAGCAGAUGGUGCAGGAGCAGUAUGUUGCCACCACCCAGGGGAGCAGCGCACCAGGGCCGGUGCCGGACCACGUCCACAAGAUUGGAAUCUAUGGCUGGAGGAAGCGUUGCCUGUAUUUGUUCGUCCUUCUGCUCCUCAUCAUCCUGGUGGUUAACUUUGCCCUGACUAUCUGGAUCUUCAGGGUGAUGUGGUUCAAUACGGAAGGGAUGGGACACCUACAAGUACACCAACAUGGAGUCGAGCUGGAGAAAGGGGAGUCUGAGUUUCUUUUCCCCUUCUAUGCUGCGGAGAUCCACUCAAGAGAAGACUCAGCACUUCUGGCUAACUCAUCAGAAAAUGUUUUCCUGAAUGCCCGCAAUGAAAAUGGAGAUGUCACAGGGAGGAUGUCUGUAGGUAUGAAGGAGGCUCAGGGACACGCUCAAAGCCUGCUGAUCCACUCCAACAAUGACAACAUGCUGUUUACUGCAAAUGGCGACCAAACUUUAAUUGGACCGGACAAAUUACGAGUCACAGGUCCUGAAGGUGCACUGUUCCAGAACUCUGUGGAGGUCCCCCAGCUCAAAUCAGAGCCUUUGAAAGACCUGAGGCUGGAGUCUCCUACCCGCUCUCUCAGUCUGGAUGCACCAAAAGGAGUUCAUGUCAAAGCACUGGCUGGGAAUAUUGAAGUUGCUUCCAACAUGGAUGUUUUUCUGCAGUCUAGUAAAGGACUGCUGGUGCUGGAUGCUGAAACUGUGCGCAUGCCAAGUCUGCCCCUGAGCGAAGGAGGGGUUUCUGGAAAUGCACAGGGUAUCUUCGAGGUCUGCGUCUGUCCCAGUGGAAAGCUCUUCCUCUCCAAGGCCGGGGUCACCUCCACUUGCAGCGAGAACCAGGAGUGCUAGAUGACUCUUUGCUCUUUCCAUCAGUCAGGACACAAACAGAUGAUCUGAUCUUUUUAUGAAAAUCUUGAGACAAUAGUGGAUCUGUGAUGGCUUCAUUGUUAAGAGCAAAUUGAUUCCCUAAAGCCUGUAAACAUAUUAGACAUGCAUUUGUUUGGUCCUAUCCAAGACGUACCAAGAGAAAGAUUGAUUCUGACUGUCUUUAAUCAUCGAGGAGCUCUCGGCAGCUUACAUAUAGAUGUAUGGAAUAUUAUCUUGCUAUGCAAUAGAUUAAACUAAUACAUAUUAAGGGCUUGGAAUAAAAACAUGUUGAAAGAAUGUUUAAAUAGCCUUCUUGGCUUGCAUUCUUCAUACAGAGCUGUGAAAAAGUAUUUGCUCCCUUCCUGAUUUCUUACUUUUCUACAUUUACAUUAAUCAGAGUAAAAUGCAGUUUUUAAAUGAUUUUAAUUUAAGGGAAAAGGCAAUCUGGCCCUGUGUGAAAGAGUAAAUCAUGAAUUACCUGUAAUUGUACCAGAAUCAGAAAGCUGAGUUCAGUUUCACUAUUCACACCCAGGCCUGAUCACUGCCAGACCUGUAGAUCCAGAAAUCCCUCAAAUAGAACCGGUCUGACAAAGUGAAGUAGGCUACAAGAUCUUCAACACAUCAUGGAACCAUCUAAAGAAAUUCAGGAACAGAUGAGAAACAAAAAACACUGACAUCUGUCAGUCUGGAAAAGGCAUUUCUAAGGCAACCACUGUGAGAGCCACUAUCCACAAAUGGAGAGAACUUGGAACAGCAGUGAACUUGCCCAGGAGUGGCCGGUUUACAAAAAAGACUCAAGAGAGUGUAUGGACCACUCAUCCAGAAGUUCCCAGAAAACUCCAGAACAACAUCCAAAGACCUGCAGGCCUCACUGACUCAGUUAAGGUCAAAGUUCAUGACUCAACAAUAGGAAAGAGAUUCAUCUCACAUUUGACUUUAAACAUCCUGAUGAUCCCCAAGACUUCUGGGAAAAUAUUCUGAGGACUGACGAGACAGAAGAGGAACUCUCUGGAAGGUGUCACCAAGGUGUGCACAACCAGUUAUCAGGUUUAGGGGGCGAUGACUCUUUCACAUCGGGCCAGGUAGGUUUGGAUGGCUGUUUUUCCUUAUUCAAAAUGACCAUUUUAAGAGUGUUUUGUAUUUUCUCAGGUUAUUUUUGUCUAAUAUAUUAAAAUCAGUUUGAUGAUCUGGAAUUUCAAGUGUGACAAAAAACAAAAAAAAUAAUUAAGGAGGGAGAUACUUUUCCACAUGUUGGGUGAUUUGUCUCUGUGUUUUUUUUCUUUCUUUCAGUAUUUAUCUGGGUGUAGAAAUGUGGGGAAAUACAGACAAGUUGCUCUACGGCAGUGGUUCCCAACCCCUCUCAGCCCCCCUCCCAUCAACAUAUGAAUAUAUGUGAAAACACAGUCACUAUUUUUUUAUUCACUGCAACCUAAAAUCUUUUAAUUUUGCAGGAACAACAACCAUCCUAUUAAACAGAAUUUUAAAAGUCUGACUCUGAAGAUGACCAUGUUACUGGGAAUAAAAACCUGGUGUUAUCCAUGACUACUGCAGGCUCAUUUAGUGUUACAGAUCUUCUCAGGUCUUGGGUGAGAAUCCACUCUCAGUUGGGUCUCAGGGUCCAGAUUUUGUCUGUUUUGUCCUCUCUCAUAGAAUGUUGUAAAAGGAAAAAAGGAAGGAGUGUGGCCAGGACUCUCCUGUGUUGCAGUAGUUCUCCUUUUACACUCAUAUCCAAAAAGCAGACAAUGUCCUGGACUUCAGCUGCAACCACAUUGUUGAUCCUAGCGUGACAUCAGUGAACUCCUAUCCAGUGGUGAAGCCAUCAACUGUGUUGCGUUCCUCUGCCUUGCCAUGACACGUCCCUCUUGGGGUGCCCAGACCCCUGGUUGGGAACCACUGCUCUAGUAGAUUAAUUACACUCAGGCACCAUUAUCCUGAGUUUUAAUAAGAAGACUUGAGAGGUAACUGGCAUUAGCCUCUCAUUAUGAAGAUGAACGUUCAAAGGAAAGUGUUUUGUAAUGUUUGUAUUGACCAGUAUUUUCUGACAUUUGUGUGUUUGGUUAAAUAUUAUCAUUGUUGAUAUAAGCAGCAUACUUUAUUCAUUUUCUUGAAUAAACUUUGUGGUUUUCUUUG
Molecule: messenger RNA, 3322 nt
Organism: Cheilinus undulatus (humphead wrasse)
Lineage: Eukaryota; Metazoa; Chordata; Actinopteri; Labriformes; Labridae
Gene: sgcg
Product: sarcoglycan, gamma
Exons: 8
Coding region: 302-1174 (290 amino acids)
Biological process (GO): cardiac muscle tissue development; heart contraction
Cellular component (GO): sarcolemma; sarcoglycan complex
Source: RefSeq, a predicted model, not a curated record